ACUAUUAUAAAUUCUUCCUUUCUUUGAACAAAUUUCAUCUCAUUUGUAUUACGUACUCUCUCUGUGAAUUUCUGCUGUCUACGGAAAUCCUAAUAAUCCAACAGUCAAACUUACUGCAAUUUUCUUGAAUGGAGACUCCAUCAUCAACAAGAAGAGUGACUAGAUCACAAGCCUUGGCUCUUGCCAACAGUGCAAAUAAGAUCCCUGUCUCAACAACUAAGAAAAAUGAAGAAUCUGGAAAGAAAACAGUGGCAAAAUCAAGACAAAGAACUGGGAAACAAUCAGCUUUAAUCGAUAUAACGAAUGAUUCCCCUAUUGUUGGUCUUGCUAUGGGUAAUUUGGAAACCCCAUCAUCAGAAAUGUCCAAGAAAAGGACUAAUAUUCAAGGCAAACACUUGAAUACUCCUGGAUCUGGUGAGGCAUUAUUGAGAGGCCAAGUUAAGACUUUGUUGCAAAAAGUUGAAGAAGAAGCCGUGCUCUCGAAAAUUUCACUUGAAAAUAGGCCUUUCCUUCAUCUCAAAGGCAUUGUUAAUUCUCCUAUGGGUCUUCUUGCCCCAACUCCUGCAAAUACACCUAUGAUGGAUCUGUCUGUUAAUGAGUUGCCUGUUGUCACUGCAUCCCCUGUUGAAGACAAGUUUGUCAUUUCUCAGAUAAUCAAUGAGAUGUUUGAAGGGGAAAAGCAGGGGAAUCUUGAAUCUGAUAAGAGUUACGUUACAAGAUCUCUGCUUAUGGAUUUUUAUGAUAAGUCAGAAGGGUCAGAAUCAUCAUCAGUGUGUUCCUCAGUGCUGACAUGCCAAGGAGCAGAGAUUGAAAGUAAAGAGAAGACACCUUCAGAUGAUGAUAACGCGUCUAUGUGGUCAAUUCAAGUGAAUGCUAGUACUAAAGAUGACGAGGAAGAAGAAGUACUUGAUGAUGAAGACGAAGAAUAUGAUGACAACUAUGAUGAAAUUGAAGAAGAUGGAGGAGAUGCUGUUGAUGAACUUUGUGAAGCAAUUAGCAAGAUUGAUGUGAAUGAAGGACAGAAAAAAGUGAUGGCGAAAUUUGAGGGAAAGCAUACGCGUUUUGUGUACAACAGUGAUGAUGAGUUAGAAAGAGCUGAAGAGAGCAGUGUUGAGACUGAAUCAUCACCAGGUGUUUUGCACUUGAAGGGAUUGCCAACUCCAAAAGGGAAGCAUCUUCGCUUCCCCGAAGAAACUGAAGAACACACUGACUGAUGAAAUUUUAGCUUUGUAUUUUGCUGUUUUGGUUAUUGACAGACACCUACUUGCUCUGUGGUGUUAUACUACUCAUGAAUAUUUUGUUCUUUUAGUUCUCUAUCGUGUUGCUGCUAUGCUGUACUAUUCUUUUGGUUCAUAUCUGAUUUGGACCAUUGAAAGUUAGCUGUCAAAUUGAAGUAAUUCAAAAUCAUCUCUUUCCAAA
Lycium barbarum (goji berry) is the source of this 1419-nucleotide messenger RNA. RefSeq lists its product as uncharacterized. Lineage: Eukaryota; Viridiplantae; Streptophyta; Magnoliopsida; Solanales; Solanaceae. The coding region runs from base 129 to 1214 and encodes 361 amino acids. The transcript has 3 exons. The record is from RefSeq and is a predicted model, not a curated record.